UGUCCUCGCUCAACUUGAAGCCUUGAUGGUAGAUUCGAUCCUGGCUCGAUCCGACUCACAUCAGACUCCGACCCACCAUUAAAACCCCGAAUCGACGUCGAGAUCUUCUCUUUUUCCCCCCACCCCCGCUUCUCUUUCUCUCUCUCUCGCUCUAUGACCGCAUGGAUCUCCUCCCCACUCUCCGUCGCCAUUCGCACGGCCAUCCGAACCCUAGGGUUCCUCCUUCACCGCGCCAUUCCCCUCCGUCGCCGCACCCGCCGCCUGCUCCGCCGCCACUCCACCGUCUCCUCCUCCGCCGCCUCCGCCGCAGCUCGAUUCCGAAAUCCUACCUCCAAAUCCGCGGAUUUGGACCAACACGACUACAACCGCCUCAUGUGCGCCCUCGCCCACUCCGGCGACGUCAGCGGCGUCCUCCGCCUCCUCCGCCGCGUGCGGGAGUCCGCGUGCGGCGCCAACGUGCAGUGCUACACCACCGCUAUGCGCGCCCUCGCCUCCGCCGGGCGCGCCGCGGACGCCGAGAAGGUGUUCGAGGAAAUGCUCGACUCGGGGGUGUCCCCCGACCUGGCGGCGUACACCCUUCUCGUGAAGGUGUACGCUUGCCACCUCCAACGGUUGGAUUCCGCCUACGGGGUGAUGACUUGGAUGGCGCGGCGCGGGUGCCCCCCCGAUGUCGUCACCUACUCGACCCUCAUCGCUGGGCUCUGCCACUCAGGCAAAGUCGGCGAGGCGUGGGAGGUGUUUGACGAAAUGCUCCAAAGAAAUUGUAAACCGAAUGCUCAUACUUAUACACCUAUACUCCAAUUCUAUUGCUCGGAGGGUAGAAUUGAAGAGGCCAAGAAGCUUCUAGAAUCGAUGAAGAACACUGGUUGCACACCGGAUACCGUCGUUUAUAACACCUUAAUUCAAGGGCUUUGCAAGGUCGGGAACUUCGACGAGGUCGAGAGCAUUAUAGGAGAGAGCGCGAGAAAUGGUUGGGAGCCGGAUUCUAUUACGUAUAGCACUUACAUAGCUGGGCUUUGCAAGGUCGGUAAGACCGAAGAGGCCUUUUGCCAAUUGGAUAUUAUGCUGGAGAAGGGAUUGAGACCUACCACUAUUGGGUUAAACAUUCUUUUAGAUUGUGUUGGUCAGGAGAUUGAUGUUUGGAAUAGUAAGACUUUGUUGGAGAGGUGCUCUGAGUUGGGUUUUGAGGUCGAUGUUGUCGGCUACAAUACUGUGAUGAGCCAGCUGAGUAAAUUAGGGAGGUGGUUCGAUGUUUUAAAGGUUUUCACAGGCCUGUUUAAGAAGGGAAUAGAACCCAAUAAUCAUUCUUUAAAUAUUCUUAUUUCUAGUCUUUGUAGGGCCGGUAACUUCAGGAUGGCAAGGUUUAUCCUCUGCAGUAAAGGUUUCGUAGUUGACAUUGUCACGUGCAACAUUUUAAUUCACGAGUUCUACCAUGCGGGUAGAGUUGAUGAACUCAGCUUUCUCUUCUCCGAAUUGGAUGUUGGGAGAAUAGCGCCAGAUACCAUCACGUACAGCACGUUAACCGAUUGCCUCUGUAGGAAUGGGAAGAUAUUUGAGGCUGUUGAUUUUGUGAGAUCAAUUGAAAAUGGAUACCCACCGAUGCCGGCGGCACAUUUAACUUAUUGGUUGGUUAGGAGUGGAAAUAUUAAAGAAGCAAUAAGGUUGAUUGAAGAAAUGUUGAAGCAAGGUUUGGUUCUUGAUGGUUGCGUUUUCGAUCUUUUGAUCAAGGCAUUCUGUAGGAAGGGUUGUUGUAAACACACGGAGAUAUCAAAAGUAUGUUUCGUACUAGACAUGAUGCUAGGAAUUGGGUAGUUCGUCACUUGAAUCUAAAUCCUUCGAGCAUAUUUGCUGAAGGAAAACACCAUGCUUAUUUCAGAAAGCUCUCACCCACUCAAGAAAGCAUCCACCCUCGCAUUAUUGGCCCCUGAGAGAAACUUCAUGCAAAUUGGCGGUCGGACUUUUCCGAGGGCAAGCAUGGCUGAUGGCAGCGACCAUAUCCCGUCCCCACAGAUCAACCCUGAUGCAACCGCAGGUGCGAACACUGCUGCACUUCGCUGGUCCACCCACUCCCACACAUACAAUAUUAGGCUUCCUACACACAUGUCGAUCGUGAAGUACGACCCCAGGUAGAAGGGCACCGCCAUCCCCAUCGCGCUCGGCACAUAAUUGAAUAUCCACCAGUUCUUAUACUUGGCUAUCUCCCUCACCGCACUGAUGGCAAAGGCUAGGAGGAAGAAGCCUAGGCAGAAACUGAGGCAAUGGCGGGGGAGGGAGUAGAAGCCCUCAACACCAAGGAGCGCAAUGCCACGGAUUCUGCUUAAAACAAUGAUAGAAUAUUACAAUACCUUUGCAUAUGGAGCUGGGUAUUCGGAGUUUUGGUCUCCCAGCGGGUAGGCUUUGUAGAAGAUCCAAAACACGACAGGCCCAAUAACACAGCCCAUGGCAGUGCCGAUGAUUUGUGAAACAAACAUAGAGCGCGGGGAAGUAAGGGUAAGGUAGCCUGUUUUGAAGUCUUGCAUGAGGUCGGAGGCAGUGGAGACAAUGCCCAUCAUGACACCGCAAGCAGCGAGGCCGGCGACCACGCCACCGCCACUGGCACCAACCCACGCGCCGAAGAUGAAGAUGGCGAGCUUACCAUAGCUGCUAGCGAGGGACCAGUCAGUGAGACCACAGCCAUACGAGUUGCAGAAGGCAAGGAGCGGCGCCACGGCGUAGGCAACAAUGAUGUGGUACGCUUUGAGCUGAGGGAAGAUGUGAGGGACGGCCACAAGGGAGAUGAUGGCAAGGAGGAUGUAGCCUACUGCAGCAGUGGCGCUGGGGAUUUGAUCCUUGAUGAAGACCUUGGUGCGACGGCGAUCGUCAAAGUUGAGGGUUGGGUCUGAGGACGAGGAGUGGGAAGAGCCUUCGUUGCUUCCACUAGUAGAGAAAGGCGUGACAGGGUCCCGCUGGCGGCGCUUAGUGUACAUGUCAUAGGUGGUGUGGAAGAGAACAGCGAGAAAUUGGAAGAGACCAUCACCCAGGAUCAUGGCAAUUGAUAUGAAUACCUGCAUUGUAAUUUAAAAAGAUUUAAAAAGUUGCAAAUAGUAACGCAUUGUACCUCAAUUGGAGUACUACUAUAAAUCGCCCAAAAUCCUGCCUUCAGGGGCUGCUGAUGUGCUUCGAUACAUAACGGGGGAAGCUUUGAUUCAUGCACACAUGCAAUUCAGGGCACUAUAUGGGAUUCCAAGCUUAACAAUUCAUGGGGGACCAUUUGGACAUGAAUUUGUUGUGCAUGAAUGUACGGAUAUAUCAAGUGCAAACAACAGUUUUCCCGCAACAGUUUGUGGUGGAAAAGACUUGAGAGACAGUCUUUUUUUUUUUUUUUUUUCUUUCUAGUUGGACAUGAAUUUGUGGUUCAUAAAUGUACAGAUGUAUACUUUACCUUGUAUCCAGUGAGGCCGUGCAAACUGUCGUGGGGGAGAGCAGCAUCAUACCACUCUCCUUUCUUGCUGUUGAUGUAUGGCCACAGGAUCCCCCAAGAGAUGAUGGAGCCGAGAAGCAGCGAAAUGUUUAUCAGGGAUCAAUUGUGAUUUCCAGAAGCUAAGGGGCUAUCCAUACAUUUUAACCUCGUUUUUAACAAGGAACACAAAAGGGAUCUCAUCCUAAAUACCUGUUCUUAUAAGCUGUGAGCCCAAACGUCGGAAACGCAGCGAAGCCACAGCCUUCUCCUGCUGUGUAAAACCACUGGAAGAAGGACCAUAAGAAGCUGGCACUGAAGGAUUUGAACAGGAGAGAAAUUUGUUGCCUGGAGAGAGUAGAAUGAAUUGGAAGAAGAACCACAUAGUUAAAAUACAGAAAAAGGAUGUAAACUAUAACCAAACUGGUGGUGAUUAUAGUUCUCUGAAGUAUACUUUGCCAGAAGGGCUCCUUGAGGGGUGUGGAAACUGUUGAUCAAAUGAGCUGUUGCGGUGCCACUUGGGUAUGUUAACCUGUACCCAAUGAUCAUGAUCUGAGGGAAAGAAAAUUAUAAUUGAUUCAGUAUUUACAACUUCUUGUUCUUGAUAAAGAUCAUAACAAGCUUCAAAUUAAUUAACUCGCGGUUUGUCUAGCAUUAUUGGAGCUUCUGUAAGUAUUAUAUCAUCAGCGUAGAUGCUUGAAAUUUCACUUGGGUCAUCAAAAUGGAGGCAUUAAUUCUGCAAGAUGAACAUCAAUGGGGCAGGAUGGAAAACAAGCCAAUGAAGCUGACGAGGAAAAGGAAAGCGAUCAUCCAACCGAGAGAGGGCUCCUUGAUGUUGAGAUCCGACUUGGCGUCCUCCAAGCCGUGCGCCACCUGCUUGCUCAUCCCAAGCACGUACGUAUAUGUACUUACCGCUAAAUGCGACUCCGGAGCAUGAGACGACGCAGGUUUGGAUAACGGUGUUCUCCUGGCGGGUGAAGGGCCGGUUGAGCACGCCGACCUGCUCGAGCGCCUUCGUCCACAUCUUCACGAGGAAGAACCCGAGCAACCCUGCGGAGACAUUGAGCGACGGGAUGAUACCAGUGGUGAGGUUCAGCUUCAUGACGAUGAAGCUGAGGAAGAACCCCAGCAUGAGGCUCACGACGAGCGCCCGCGCGGUGAUCUGCUCCGUCCAUUUCGGCACCUCCCUGCAGCUCUCGAACAGCCGCUCCACCGACUCUUCUUCCCCUGCGGCAGCGGCCAUUCCCGCCUCUUCUCGUCUCCCCAGGAGAGGAAAAGAAGCGGGCGCGGCGCAGGACGGAGAGAAAUAGGGCGGCUUGCUGCGUGACUACGUACCAUUGUUAUUGUGUGUGCAGGUUUUGGUUGUUAUAGGGAGAGAGGACAUGGAUGCUUACGCUUGGGUUUUCUAUAUAAAGGGUUGCGGUUUACAGGGAAGAGAGAGAGAGAGAGAGAGAGAGAGAGAGAGAGAGAGAGAGGAGAUGAAGUAGAACCCACGGUGGAGAUUCCGUUUGAUGGAUUGAGGGAUGAGUUGGACGGUGAUCCGUGGUGCGUGUUGACCUGGUUUUUGUUUGCUAUUUGUGGGUGGUAUUUUAUGAAAUUUUUUUUAGGCGUGUAUUGAUUAAAUCGAUCUUUUGGAUAAUAUGAUGUAAUAAUUAAUUUAAAAAUUUUUUUUUAUAUGA
Messenger RNA from Ananas comosus (pineapple), 5115 nucleotides. Its product is annotated as pentatricopeptide repeat-containing protein At1g09900-like. The coding region runs from base 154 to 1812 and encodes 552 amino acids. The transcript has 6 exons. Lineage: Eukaryota; Viridiplantae; Streptophyta; Magnoliopsida; Poales; Bromeliaceae. The record is from RefSeq and is a predicted model, not a curated record. Gene Ontology annotation, molecular function: protein binding.